This is a messenger RNA of Phacochoerus africanus (Common warthog), 3378 nucleotides long. It is a transcript of the gene SEMA7A, whose product is annotated as semaphorin 7A (John Milton Hagen blood group). The record is from RefSeq and is a predicted model, not a curated record. Gene Ontology annotation, cellular component: external side of plasma membrane. The transcript has 14 exons. Gene Ontology annotation, molecular function: integrin binding; semaphorin receptor binding; chemorepellent activity. Gene Ontology annotation, biological process: semaphorin-plexin signaling pathway; integrin-mediated signaling pathway; positive regulation of macrophage cytokine production. NCBI's taxonomy places the organism in Eukaryota, Metazoa, Chordata, Mammalia, Artiodactyla, Suidae. The coding region runs from base 46 to 2046 and encodes 666 amino acids.
UGGCUCAGUCUCGGCUGCUCUCCGCCGUUGCUCCGGGGCCGCGGGAUGACACCGCCUCCGCCCGGAUGCACCGCCCUCGGCGCCCCGCGCGCCCGCGUUCCCAGUCCGCAGGCUCGGUCCGGGCUCCCGCUGCGGCUGCUGCUGCUGCUGCUGCUGCUCUGGACGGCCGCCGCCUCUCAAGGCCACUCGAAGAGCGGACCCCGCAUCUCUGCUGUCUGGAAAGGCCAUGCAGGGCAGGACCAUGUGGACUUCGGCCCAGUGGAGCCGCACACAGUGCUUUUCCAUGAGCCAGGCAGCGCCUUCCUGUGGGUGGGUGGACGCAACAAGGUCUACAUCUUCAACUUCUCCAAGGGCAAGAAUACCUCCGUGCACACGGUGAACAUCAGCUCCACGGUGGGGUCCUGCCGGGACAAGCGGGACUGCGAGAACUAUAUCACGCUCCUGGAGAUGCAGAAUGAGGGGCUGCUGGUCUGCGGCACCAACGCCCGGCGUCCCAGCUGCUGGAGACUGGUGAAUGACACUGCGGUGUUGCUUGGUGAGAAGAGAGGCUAUGCCCCCUUCAGCCCGGAUGAGAACUCCUUGGUUCUGUUUGACGGAGACGAGGUGUACUCCACCAUCCGGAAGCAGGAAUACAAUGGGAAGAUCCCUCGGUUCCGCCGUAUCAAGGGCGACAGUGAACUGUACACCAGUGAUACCGUGAUGCAAAAUCCACAGUUCAUCAAAGCCACCAUCGUGCGCCAGGACCAGGCCUACGAUGACAAGAUCUACUACUUCUUCCGAGAGGACAACCCUGACAAGAAUCCCGAGGCCCCUCUCAACGUGUCCCGUGUGGCCCAGCUGUGCAGGGGGGACCAGGGUGGUGAGAGUUCACUAUCAGUCUCCAAAUGGAACACCUUCCUGAAAGCCAUGCUGGUGUGCAGUGACACUGCCACCAACAAGAACUUCAACAGGCUGCAGGACGUUUUCCUCCUCCCCGACCCUAAUGGCCAGUGGAGGGACACGAGGGUCUAUGGAGUUUUCUCCAACCCCUGGAACUACUCAGCCGUCUGCGUGUACUCCCUUGGCGACAUCGACAGGGUCUUCCGCACUUCUGCACUCAGAGGCUACCACAAGGACCUUCCCGACCCACGGCCUGGCAAGUGCCUCCCAGACCGGCAGGCCAUACCCACAGAGACCUUCCAGGUGGCCGACAGUCACCCUGAGGUGGUACAGAGGGUGGAGCCCAUGGGGCGUCUGAAGACGCCGCUGUUCCAUUCUAAGCAUCACUACCAGAAAGUGGUCGUGCACCGCAUGCAUGCCAGCAAUGGGGAGACCUUCCACGUUCUCUACCUGACCACAGACAAGGGCACCAUCCACAAGGUGGUUGAGUCUGGGGAUCAAGAACACAGCCUUGUCUUCAACAUCUUGGAGAUCCAGCCCUUCCGCCGUGCGGCCACUAUCCAGGCCAUGUCACUGGACGCUGACCGGCGGAAACUGUAUGUGAGCUCCCAGUGGGAGGUGAGCCAGGUGCCCCUGGACCUGUGUGAAGUCUAUAGCGGGGGCUGCCACGGCUGCCUCAUGGCCCGAGACCCCUACUGCGGCUGGACUCAGAACCGCUGUGCCUCCAUCUACAGCUCCCAAGAGCCAGUGCUGCAGUCCAUCAAUCCAGAAGAGCCACACAAGGAGUGCCCCAACCCAAAGCCAGAAGGGGCCCCACUACAGAAGGUUUCCCUGGCCCAGAACUCUCGCUACUACCUGAGCUGCCCCAUGGAGUCCCGCCAUGCCACCUACUCGUGGCGCCACGAGGAGAAUGUGGAGCAGAGCUGUGAACCUGGCCACCAGAGCCCCAACUGCAUCCUGUUCAUCGAGAAUCUCACGGACCUCCAGUACGGCCACUACUACUGCGAGGCCCGGGAGGGCUCCUACCUCCGCGAGGCUCAGCACUGGGAGCUGAUGCGCGAGGAUGGUAUCACGGCCUCACACCUGCUGGGCCACGCCUGCACGCUGGCAUCCUCCCUCUGGCUAGGUGUCCUGCCCACGCUUGUUCUUGGCCUGCUGGUCCAUUAGGGCUUCCUGGGGCUGAGCAUGCUGCAGGCUUCUUCUGCAGCCCCAAGGCACUAGAAGAGUCUCACACCCAGAACCGGCUGGGCCCGGGAGCUCCUUGCCCACCACUUCUUCCAGGGGGACUGCAUAACCCGAAGGGGUCACCAGGCCUGGAGAUGGCCAGCCGCAGGCGGCUGCUGAGCCCCGGUGGGGCGGGGGGUGGUGUGGGCCAGAGAAUGAAGGCUCUGACUGUGAAGCCGGGGCACUGAUGACCCAAGACUUUAUCUUUUGGGGACUAUUUUUCAAAAACUCAAACUGGCUAAAUCAGUAAUGCUCUUGGCCCAAGAGCCUGUGGGCCAGAAAGUGGGGUUUCAAAAGGGGACUUGGGAACCCAUCUCUGGACCUUUGGGCUGAGGCCUGAGUCCUUCUGGACUCUCUAUACCCAACCCCCCUCCUGCCCAUCCUCCCUCCUGCCAUGGCUGGGGGUGGCUAGUGUUCCUGCAGGCCCAGGGCCGCCCUCUGUGGCCACCUCGCCAGCUCUGGGUCCCACUAGGCAGCUGCCUUGCAUGUUUAUUGAAGGAUGUUUGCUUUCCGGACAGAAGGACGGAAGAAGCUCUAUUUUUAUGUUAGGCUUAUUUCAUGUAUAGCUACGUCUGACUGCAUCUGUAUGAAAUACCAAAACUACAUGCUGGGGUGGGGUGGGGAAGGGUGGGGCUGGGGAAGGGAUGGGUCAUGGGGGAGGGGUCCCAGCUGUGGCUCCCGGGGACAGGGACAGGAUGAGAGUCCAGGAAUGGACAUGGGUUGGAGGAGAGUAGCAUGAGCUGGCUCUGCCCGGGGAGCCCAGUCUGAGGGGGAUGGUGUCUGAGCCCCUAAUGUGGGCUGAUUAUGGGAGAGGGUGGGAUGAGAGAGACAGGGGAGAAUGAAGGAGAAAACUGAGCCCCAGGUUCGCCAUGUUCAUUUAGAAGGAGCAGCCGGGUCCUCAGGGGGAGGUUUCAGGACUCUGCCCUUGGCAUUGGGGGUUGGGGGGCGGGGGGGCUCCCUCCCCUCCCCUCAGCCCCCUUCCCCAGGGGCUGUGCUUCCAUGCUCCUAGCCUCCCACCUUCAGCUCAGGACAUGUUAUAACUUAGGCUAAACUGUGAAUUCCUGUAGGGACGCCCUGGGCCAAGCUCUCCUGGUGGGCACCUCUGCCCUCAGCCCUGUCCAUGGGCUUCAACAGAGAGCAGGGACUUUCUCUGGCUGUGUCUGGCCAGCCUGGGGCAGGGCCUGGGGCUGGUGGCCUUCCAGCUUCGGCCCCUGCAUCUCUUCUCAAUGCACUUUAAUAAUGUAACAUAUUACUAAUAAACAAGCUAUUUAUUUA